Molecule: messenger RNA, 1806 nt
Organism: Megalops cyprinoides (Indo-Pacific tarpon)
Lineage: Eukaryota; Metazoa; Chordata; Actinopteri; Elopiformes; Megalopidae
Gene: mmaa
Product: metabolism of cobalamin associated A
Exons: 7
Coding region: 241-1455 (404 amino acids)
Cellular component (GO): cytoplasm
Molecular function (GO): GTPase activity; GTP binding
Source: RefSeq, a predicted model, not a curated record
GAGUCAUCACGCUACCCACCAGUGACUUCUACUAACGUCUGUGGAGGUUGGCUGUUAGGUCAACCCUACUGCUAUUUCAAAGCCAAGUUCCGAUUCUCCAGAUGAAACCCAUACCGUGAAAAUGCACAAAAUCGGCCGUGGGAAAAUUCUCACCAAGGAGUGACCAUGAAAAGACAUACCGGUACUAGGACAGGGCAUUUUGCUGAACCGGGUCUUUCUUGUGUAAAACACUACUGAACAAUGGGACCUUCACAGGUCUUCACAGUCCUUCACCGUGUCGGCCUGCUGUCACCUCUGCGGACUGUGAUCCUCCGCCGUGCCGCAGCGGGCUGUAACUCCGCCCUUCACUGCGGCCAAUCAGCACGAUGGACCACCUCUCAGGGGAGGAGCUAUGGGACUGACUCCGCCCUGAGUCAUCACAUGGGGGAGCUGACUGACAGGGAGAGCAGGGUGCUGGACCGGCUGUACGAGGGGCUGGUGACGGGACAGAGGGCCUGCCUGGCGGAAUCCAUCACCCUGGUGGAGACACAGCACCCCCGGAAGAAGGAGCUGGCGCAGAUUCUGCUCCAGAGAGUCCUGGCCUACCGGCGCCAGCAGGAGGAGGUCAACGGAGGGAAACCUGUAGCUUUUAGAGUGGGGCUGUCUGGUCCUCCAGGGGCGGGCAAAUCUUCUUUCAUUGAGGUUUUUGGGAAGAUGUUGACAGGAAGUGGCCACAAAGUUUCAGUACUGGCUGUAGAUCCGUCUUCCUGCACUACGGGUGGGUCUUUAAUGGGCGACAAGACCCGCAUGACAGAGCUGUCAAGGGAUAUGAGGGCGUUCAUCCGCCCGUCCCCCACAUCGGGAACGCUGGGAGGGGUCACCAGGACCACUAAUGAAGCAAUAGUGCUUUGUGAAGGAGCGGGGUACGAUAUUGUUCUGGUAGAAACAGUAGGUGUGGGUCAGUCAGAGUUUGCUGUAGCAGACAUGGUGGACAUGUUUGUUUUGCUGAUUCCACCAGCAGGGGGCGAUGAACUACAGGGAAUCAAAAGGGGAAUCAUUGAAAUGGCUGAUUUAGUGGUGGUCACUAAAGCAGAUGGAGACUUGCUAGUUCCUGCACGCAGAAUGCAAGCAGAAUACACCAGCGCUCUGAAACUUCUCCGGAAAAAGUCCAAAACGUGGAACCCAAAGGUGGUGCGGCUGUCGUCGCGGACGGGCGAGGGGGUGCCCGAGCUGUGGGCGACGAUGCGCGAGUUCCAGGACGCCACGCUGCGCAGCGGCGAGCUGCAGGCGCGCAGGCAGAGCCAGCAGAAGGUGUGGAUGUGGAACCUGAUCCAGCAGAGCGUGCUGCGGCACUUCCAGGAGCACCCGGCCGUGCGGGACGGCCUGCCCGCGCUGGAGGACCGGGUGACCCGCGGGGACAUCUCGCCCGGCCUGGCCGCCGACCUGCUCCUCAGAGCGUUUUCCUCAGCGAAGUGAAGCUCAUUGCAAGACAGUGCAGCCUUGGAGCAUAAGCACAAACACUGUUAAACACAAACUGCUGGACUGUUUUUGCAGUAUGGAGGGAGAGUGAUUCAUUAGAUUUUUAUUGCAUUUUUUAAAAUUAUCUGUUCUGAACUGAAUAAAUCAAUGAUGGUUAACGGAACCUGAAGUCGUCAUACAUCUCUUUGUCUGCACCUUUGUGGCAUGUUAAUGUGUGGUCUAUUGGCAUGUUAGCCCACAUUCCUGAGCCAUUAUACUGUGGAGCAGACGUUCUCCAGGCAUCCUGUGAUCAUGCUCUAGGCUCUAAGAGCUUCUCUGUGUCACCUGCAUGUUUCAGUAGGCCUGAGG